Aedes albopictus (Asian tiger mosquito) is the source of this 417-nucleotide messenger RNA. RefSeq lists its product as uncharacterized. The record is from RefSeq and is a predicted model, not a curated record. Bases 1 to 417 code for a protein of 138 amino acids. Lineage: Eukaryota; Metazoa; Arthropoda; Insecta; Diptera; Culicidae. The transcript has a single exon.
AUGGAGAUGAGAAGCGUACCCUACAAGGAAACAGUUGGAUGUUUAUCUUUUGUGGCACAGACAACUCGACCCGAUAUUGCGUUUGCGGUGAAUGCCGUGAGUCAGUUUUCAUCGAACCCAGGAAAGCUACAUUGGGAAGCAGUCAAGCGAAUUUUCCGAUACAUUAAGGGAACAGCGACAAAGAAGUUGGAGUAUAGUAGGAGUCCAACCGAUGAGCUGAAAGGAUAUAGCGAUGCUGAUUCGGGUGGAAAUCCUGAUAGCCGCAGAUCGACCAGUGGAUAUGUUUUUACGCUACAGGGAGCAGCAAUAGCCUGGAACGUGAAGAAGCAACCGACAGUGGCUCUUUCGUCUUGCGGAGUAUAUGGCUCUUUCCCGAAGCAUUCAAGAAGCCAUGUGGUGGCGAAAUCUUCGAUCUGA